AUGCACCACCAACUAGGAUGGCUGGGUCACAUUAUAAGGAUGCCAGCCAAUCGCCUGCCCCGCAAGAUACUAUAUGGCCAACUCCACCUAGGCCAACGCUCCGCAGGAGGACCGAAGAAAAGACUGAAGGACAAACUCAAGAUCACCCCAAAGAAGUGUGGAAUCAAACCCCCUUCCCUUGAGGAUGCCGCAGCAGAUCGCCCCUCCUGGCGUGGACUCAGCCAAAAAGGAGUCCAACUCGCUGAGGAGGAGAGAAGGAAACAGUGCCUAGCAAAGAGUCAGAGGCGGAAGCUGGCCCAGUCUGCACCUGCCACAUCGGGCCCGGCCUACACAUGCCCUGACUGUGGCAGACGGUGUAAAUCACGCAUUGGAUUGUACAGUCAUCAAAGGACUCACAAACAGUAA
Messenger RNA from Xyrichtys novacula (pearly razorfish), 405 nucleotides. The record is from the annotation of a GenBank genome assembly. Lineage: Eukaryota; Metazoa; Chordata; Actinopteri; Labriformes; Labridae.